AUGGACUUUUGCGAGGUCACCGGCGUCCCCAAAGACAACAUCGUUUUCGUCUCAGCCGUGUCGGGGACUCAAGGCAAAGGAGUUGUCUGCGAACGACUUGGGAUCUCUCAUUUUGUAGACGACAAGAUCGAGGUGCUCAAGUCGGUGUUUGAGGAUGAGGUGUACGGGGAUCAUAACCAGAGCUCGUCCGCUUCAGCCUUGGAGAUCUUGCUCGAGGAGGCAGCAUGCCAGAAGCUCGUCGAGAGAGGACUCAUGAGCAUUAUCUCGCAGACUCGCGCCGACGAGGCGGCGUUGGUUGGGCUUGUGUUGCAGGAUGAGCCAGAGAGCUUCCAGGUUGUCCUGAGACCCAUCACAGGGUGCAAGCUGGGAUUAGCAGUCAUGGAGUUCGGUCGAAGACUGUUGGUGGCCAUGGUCCACCCGAAAGGAGUGGUCAGCACCUGGAACGCGACUUACCCGGACCUGUCUAUUGAGGAGCGGGACUUAUUGGUUCAAGUGAACCACGCGACCGAGUACUUCGGCAUGGUGCAGCAGCUGCGGUUUUCGCAGGUGCUGCUUCUGAAGCUGCAGCGCCAGGAAUCCAUCAAGUCACGACCCAUCCCCGUGCGCGCAAAAUGGGAGCCGCGGGUGGGUACUGGCGAAAGUUCAUCAGAUCUGGAUUCGAACCUUGCACUUCGCGCUGUUACUGAGUCGUUAGGGCCACACAGUCCGUCCACCUGGAAGAGCGCGGCGACCUGUGUCGUUGAACAUUUCGUUCAUCAAGAGCAUCUCUUUCUUGGAUUCUACGGCUACCGGAUCCUCACCAAUCGGACAUGGGCGGAUUGUCCCGUCGCCGGACAGACUCCGAUUCUCAGCCUCACCGUCAAGCAGCACAUCGAGCAAGCGGGUCAUACUUGGUACAUAGUCUCCUGCGAGCUGGUGCUUUUCAACGCCGGCCAGCGGGACGUUCUGAAGUGGGAGGCUCCGAGACGACUGGCGCAGUUGCGAGCAGACUUGCACGAUCGGGUGAAGUUCGGCAUGGAGCCGAAGGAAUACAAGGCGCUCUUUGAAGAGGCGCCUUUUGCACAUGCCGGUGGUCCGAGCGGCACAACGUUGCGUUUGUCGAAUUGGAUGUCCGCAUUGGCAGCAUGUAUCAACAAGCUCAGCGUAACUCCGGCCGUCGCCUCCUUUACCUUGACUUUCUUGCACGCUCCGGCGUCUGCCAAGAUGUUCGACGUGGUCGACGCUGGGUACGCCUUCGGAUUCAGCUGUGAGAAGUUGGGCGGCCCAUGUUGCCAGAUGCAUAUGUUUCAUGAGCUGCAGAGCUCGCUCAACUGGUGCGGAAAGGCUUUGCUGGCGGUUGCCGUGGCUCUCUGCACCCAGUCAGCCAUGUGGCGGAUUGGAAGUCUUGCCAUUUGCCUCAUUCUCUGCCUUGUAGGAUUCUUCUGGCGUGCCUCUGCGUCACUCGUUUCUCGGACCAGUCGAACACAAGGGAUGAGAGCAGACGAGCCUGCGUCAGAGGCUUUGGACCCUGGGGCUGGUACCAGCCUUCAGCGCUCAGAUGUGCUGACUGAGCGAAUUCAGCAGCUCAACACGAGGACGAGGAUUUGCACCAGAGAAGAGUGGGAGGAGGCGUACCUGCCGGACAUCCUCGGGGCAAACUGGUCAAAUCGAGUGUCCAUGGAGUGCAGUAUUUGCUUGGGCCAAAUCGCACCGACUGCGCGGAUACGGGGGCUUGGCUGUGGACACAUGUUCCACCUCCAAUGCUUGGCCGACUGGUUUCUGCGGGACUCCACUCUGGAGUUACGUUGCCCUCUUUGCCGCAUGAGGCUGGCUGAGCAGCCAUGCAUUCGACUAGAGGGUUUGCGUGGUUCUGACCACUCACUCCUUGGAUCUUGA
Symbiodinium sp. CCMP2456 is the source of this 1875-nucleotide messenger RNA. The record is from the annotation of a GenBank genome assembly. NCBI's taxonomy places the organism in Eukaryota, Dinophyceae, Suessiales, Symbiodiniaceae.